AUACUUUUUUUUUUUUUUUUUUUUUUUUUAGCUUCUUCGAACAUCUGAGGAGCAAAUCAUAACUGUCAUGUUCCGAGUUGCUUGGCGACUGAUGCUCCCGGCGAUGGCGGCGGAUCGGCGGUAUAAAUAGAACAGAGGGAUUCGACAGUGGACACACACCGCAGCUGACGCGCAGACUUCCACGUGUGAUGCGCUUUUGAUUUGUUUAUUAAAGAAGUGGAAUUCGUUCAUCACAGGAGGGAAAAAACCCCACAUCUUGUCCACUUGUUGAGAAGCUCUGGAGAUGUGGUGGAGGCCGUUUCCACGGUGGAUCUGUUUCCUGGUGUUUCUGUCAGGAUGGAUGGAGUUCCAGCUCGAAGCCUUCCCCCAAACCACCUACUCACAUGCCGGCAUGUGCCCCAAUGACGUGAACCCCAACCUGUGGGUGGACGCCAUGAGCACCUGCACAAGAGAGUGUGACUCUGAUCAGGAGUGUGAGUCCUUUGAGAAGUGUUGCUCCAAUGUGUGUGGAAAUCGGAGCUGUGUGGCAGCUCGCUAUGUGGACGGCAACAAGGGACCUGUGGGAAUGCCCAAGGAGGCCACCUGUGCCAGUUUCAUGUGCCCCCAGCAGGGAUCUGAGUGCCAUAUCUGGGAUGGCCAACCAAUGUGCAAAUGCCGGGAUCGCUGUGAGCGAGAACCCCACUUCACCUGCGCGUCUGACGGCAUGACCUACUACAACAAGUGCUACAUGGACGCGGAGGCGUGCUCCAAGGGCAUCACCCUGUAUGUUGUCACCUGCCACGUCCACCUCACCUGGCCUCACACCAGCCCUUCACUGCUCCAGGUAACCACACUUCACACGACCACUGCUCCGCUUCACGCUACUACCCCACCGCCGCCUGACCCUCAACCACCUGUCAUGGUCAGCAGCCCCGCCCACCAGUUCAUCAACGAGGGCAGCACAGCUAGUUUCUUGUGUGACAUUGAGGGUCGCCCCCCUGAGAUCACCUGGGAGAAGAAAGGGCGAGGGCUGAUCAUGAAGCGCAACCAUGUGCAUGGUAACAUGGUAGUCACCAACAUCGGUCAGCUGGUCAUCUUCAGCGCCCGACCCCACGACUCAGGUGUCUACACCUGCACAGCUCAGAACCCAUCUGGCUUAUUGCAAGCGCAACAUCCGCUGACUGUGCUGCCCACAAAACCGACGGUCCAUGCAGAACCAAAGAACAUGAUGCGAUGUCAGCCUGAGGAGUGCCACAAACCCUCUGAUAUCCCAGAGGAUUGUGGGAGUGACCAAGAAAAAGUCAGCUGGUAUUACGAGCCCAAGACCAACAACUGCUUCUCCUUCACCUAUUGCCAUAGCAACAGCAACCUGCAGUCCAGAAGAGUGUUGGAGACAUAUGAGGAGUGCAUGCAGUGCUGUGGUCCGGAGCUGUCGGGCCCCUGUGGGCUGCCCAGCCUGCAGGGGCCCUGUAAGUCCUAUGUGCCACGUUGGGCCUACAGCAGCACCUUUAGGGAGUGUCAGUCCUUCAUCUAUGGAGGCUGCGAGGGCAAUGACAACAACUUUGUUUCCAAAGAAUCCUGCGAAGACACAUGUCCCUAUCCGAAAAAUCACCACUGCAAGGCUUGUAAGCCACGAGGCAAGAUGGUGACGAGCUUUUGCAGGAGCGACUUUGUGAUCCUAGGUCGCAUGACAGAACUAACAGAAGACCACGACUCGGGCCACGCACUUGUGACUGUGGAAGACAUCCUCAAGGAUGAGAAGAUGGGUCUUCGUUUCUUUGGGACGGAGCCUCUUGAAAUCACCUUUGUCAACAUGGACUGGAACUGUCCCUGUCCAAACAUCACCCGGGCCGCUGCAGAGGGCCAGGUCAUCAUCAUGGGCAUCGUGAUCGACGGCAUGGCCGUCCUACAGCCGGAGAGCUACGUGGGCGCUUCAAGCCCGCGGCGCAUACGGAAGCUAAGAGAGGUGAUCUCCAAGAACACGUGUGACAUUCUCAAAGCGAUCACCAACAGCCCUCGUUAGGAGCUCGCCGCUGUGAUCUGCCCGCAAUGUUCAGAUAGAAUCCUCAACCCUGUGACUGCAAACAUCCAGCUUCUUCUGA
Molecule: messenger RNA, 2081 nt
Organism: Thalassophryne amazonica
Lineage: Eukaryota; Metazoa; Chordata; Actinopteri; Batrachoidiformes; Batrachoididae
Gene: wfikkn2b
Product: WAP, follistatin/kazal, immunoglobulin, kunitz and netrin domain containing 2b
Cellular component (GO): extracellular region
Molecular function (GO): protein binding; serine-type endopeptidase inhibitor activity
Source: RefSeq, a predicted model, not a curated record